Thamnophis elegans (Western terrestrial garter snake) is the source of this 5817-nucleotide messenger RNA. RefSeq names its product BMP2 inducible kinase (gene BMP2K). The record is from RefSeq and is a predicted model, not a curated record. Gene Ontology annotation, molecular function: ATP binding; protein kinase activity. NCBI's taxonomy places the organism in Eukaryota, Metazoa, Chordata, Lepidosauria, Squamata, Natricidae. Gene Ontology annotation, biological process: protein phosphorylation. The transcript is spliced from 16 exons. The coding region runs from base 363 to 3764 and encodes 1133 amino acids.
UCGGCGGAACGCCUGCGCUCUCGUGGGCUUGCGGCGCGCGCGCGCCCGUCCGAGGGGCGGAGGGAGGGAGGGAGCGCCCCCCUCAGUGCCCCGUGAGGCGGGUCCGGCCGUGAAGGCGGCGCUGCUGCUGCUGCUGGGUUGGGAAGCGGGGGCGUCCGCCGCCGGGCUCCGGGCUCGGCUUCCCUUCACAGAAGGGCUGGGAAUGUGAGGCGAGGAAGCGGCUGCGAAGAAAGAAGAAGAAUAAAAUAAAAUAAUAAUAAUAAUUUUAAAUAAAGGGGGGGGGAGGGGGCGCGGCGGUCGCCUCAGGCUUCCCCGGUGCGGUGAGGUUCCCUCCUCGGUCGCUUCCUCGCGCCUCUCCCGCCAUGAAGAAGUUUUCUCGGAUGCCCAAGUCGGACGGCAGCGGCGGCAGCCCCGGAGGCAUCGGUUGUGGCGGGGCACCGGCGGCUGGAGGAGGAGGCGGCGGCGGCGGCAUCAUCGGAAGCGUCUCGGGCUCGCUGGCGGUGGGCAGCAGCCGGGUCUUCGCCGUGGGGCGCUUCCAGGUCACGGUGGAAGAGGUGCUGGCCGAAGGUGGCUUUUCAACGGUACUCCUUGUACGUACCCAUGGUGGAGUUCGAUGUGCAUUGAAAAGAAUGUAUGUAAAUAAUGUGCCUGACCUCAAUAUCUGCAAAAGGGAAAUAACAAUAAUGAAAGAAUUGUCUGGGCACAAGAACAUUGUAGGGUAUUUGGAUUGUGCUGUUAAUACUGUUAGUGAUAAUGUGUGGGAAGUGCUUAUCUUAAUGGAAUAUUGUCGUGCGGGGCAAAUAGUGAAUCAGAUGAACCAGAGAUUACAAACGGGCUUUACUGAAUCAGAAGUGCUAAGAAUUUUUUGUGAUGCCUGUGAAGCUGUUGCUAGGCUGCACCAAUGCAAAACUCCCAUUGUUCAUAGAGAUUUGAAGGUUGAAAACCUUUUAUUGAAUGACAGUGGAAACUAUGUGCUUUGUGACUUCGGCAGUGCCACUAAUAAAUUCCUUAACCCUCAGAAAGAUGGAGUCAGUGGAGUUGAAGAAGAAAUUAAAAAGUAUACCACAUUGUCGUAUAGAGCUCCUGAAAUGAUCAAUCUUUAUGGAGGGAAAACAAUUACAACCAAGGCAGAUAUCUGGGCCCUUGGCUGCUUGCUGUAUAAACUUUGUUUUUUCACACUUCCCUUUGGUGAGAGUCAGGUUGCUAUUUGUGAUGGAAGCUUUACCAUCCCAGACAAUUCACGCUAUUCACACAGUAUGCAUUGUUUGAUAAGAUACAUGCUUGAACCAGAUCAAGAGCGAAGACCUGAUAUCUUUCAAGUAUCUUAUUUUGCCUUUAAACUUGCCAAAAAGGACUGUCCAAUUUUAAACAUGAAUAAUUCUCCUCUCCCUUCAACUCUUCCUGAGCCCUUGACAGCUAGUGAGGCUGCUGCUAAGAAAAGCCAAAUAAAAGCUAGAAUAACAGAUGCCAUUGGACCAACAGAAACCUCAAUAGCACCCCGUCAGAGACCAAAGGCCAAUGCAAGCACUGCCACUUCUAGUGUUCUUACAAUUCAGAGCUCAGCCACACCAGUAAAAGUGCCAGUUCCCGGGGAUUUUAACAAUGAACACAAAGGAGCCUCAAAGAUUGGAAAUGGUCACGAGAGCGUAUUGUCGCCGGGAACCCCACAGCAGAACAGAGUAUUGCAACAACUACAGCAAGGUGACUGGAGGCUACAACAGCUGCAUCAUUUACAUCAGCAACAGCAACAGCAGCAACAACAAUUGCUCCAUGAUUCAUACGUGCAGCAGUAUCAGCAAGCAAUGCAGCAGCAUGUUGUUCAGCAGCAGCUUUUGAUACGCACUGUGUAUCAGCAGCAGCAGCAGCAGCAACCCACUCCUUCUCCAUAUCCUGCUAUGAUGCAGCAGUACCAACAAGCUCUUCUACAGCAACAGGUCCUUGGGAAUCAGUUGCCACCACCGAAACGUUCCCCUGAGUUUCUUACCUCUCCUCAGGAGUUUUCACCAGCCUUAAUCUCUCAUUCUAAAUCCUUUCCAGCUCAUGUGGGUGCAGCUCUGGAUGCUCCUUAUUCCACAAACAGAUCAUCUUCCUCUGACACGGAGUCUCUUUCCAGCUACCAGAAACAAAACAUCAGCAGCCCCCCUGAUAUGUCUGGGUGGAAUCCUUUUGGAGAAGACAAUUUCUCCAACCUGACAGAGGAGGAGCUGUUGGACAGGGAGUUUGACCUUCUGAGAUCAAACAGGCUGGUGGAGAAGAGAACCUCCUUAGAUAAGCCAGUGGAGUCACAUUCUGCUCCACUGACCCAUCUUCCAGAAGAUCCCUUUGGUUCUGUUCCUUUCAUUUCACACGCAGGCUCCCCAGGAAACGAAAUUAAUAACCCAGCCAGCAAUCUAGAAAACACGUUAGAGGGUCUUUCUAAGUACGAGAGGCCAAGCCAGGUGGUUAAGGACCAGGAUGCUGGAAAGAAAGCAGCGGAAGUUCCUACUAAGAAAGGAAACGAUGAAUCGGAGAGUGAUUUUGAAUCCGAUCCCCCUUCUCCAAAGAGCAGUGAGGAAGAGGAAGAGCAAGAGGACGAAGAAGUCUUGCAGGGCGAGACGGGAGACUUUAUUGACGACAACGACACAGAGCCAGAAAACCUAGGCCAGCACCCCCUUCUCAUGGAUUCUGAAGAAGAUGUAGAAGAUGACGAUAAGCACAGUUCUGACUCGGACAGUCACCAUUUUAGGCCCCCAGAAGUGGUGCCUUGCGGCAGAUACAGAGAAGGGCCUGGCAACGUAGAAAGCAGAGAGACGAUUCUUCCCUGUCCAUCGUUGACCGAGUUCCCCGGUUCCAGUUUGAGCCCCAAACAAGAAUUUGAUGUCUUCGGAGCAGUUCCGUUCUACGUUUUGCAGCCCCAGGAACAGAAGGAUUCUUCUUCCCACGUCGCCCGUUCCCAGCAAGACCAGGACGACUUCGACGUCUUCACCAAAGCCCCCUUCAGCAGAAGGAUAUCCCAGCAAGACGAUCCGAUCACAGGCUCGGAACCUCAAACGUCUCCCGUUCCCCCCAAAAGCGUGGACGUCUUCGGCUGCCUCCCGUUCCAGCCCGUUUCCAUGCAGAGGCACGGAGAAGCGAGGGAGGAUCUCUUCGGGCUCGUCCCAUUUGAGGAGAUAACCGGCAGCCAGCAGCAGCACAAGGCGAAGCAGCAGCAACGGAACCUGCAGAAGCUCUCCUCCCGCCAGAGGCGCAUGAAGCAAGAGGGGUCCAAGAGCAACGGCAAGCGCCAUCACGGAACCCCCACCAGCAGCAAGAAGACCCUGAAGCCCAGUUACCGGACGCCGGAGAGAGCCCGAAGGCACAAGAAAGCCGGACGCCGGGAUUCCCAAAGCAGCAACGAGUUUCUGACCAUUUCCGAUUCCAAGGAAAACAUAAGUAUUAGCCUGUCGGAUAGCAAGGACAGAGUCAAUCCCUUGCAGGGUGAGGAUAACCUCCUGGAUCCCUUUGGAGCCAAGCCUUUCCACCCUGCCGAAGGGAUACGUCUUCCCCAACACCAAGGAUUGGCUGAUAAUCGUGGGGAUAAUCACAACUCUGCAGCGCCUGGGAGACCUAGGCAGAGCUCCUUAAUUGGUAGCAUUCAUUCCGGCGACGGCAUAAAAUUAACAGAUGAUUUCGGAGCAGUUCCUUUCACCGAACUCGUGCCAAGUGUGAAGUCUCAACAGAGCCAGCAGCAACAGGCAGUGGAGUUUGAUCCAUUUGGGGCAGCUCCGUUUCCUUCCAAACCGUAGGCUCUUUUUUUUUUAGGAACAUCCAAUUUUUUUUUUCCCUUUUCAAACUUGGAUUUAAUAUGCCACUCUAAUUCAUUUACUUCGGUUGAGAAGCAAUUUUUUUAAAAAAACACGCUUAUUUCUCUGCUGUGGCUCGAUGAGAUUUUAACAUCCGCCGUGUUAAAAGAUGCAAGAUCGGGAUGAUACAAUGGCGAGAAAGGUUUGAGUAAGAGAAAAACCUUUUCAAAAGUUAGAUCGGGAGAUAGCUAUCACCGAGGAUAUCGGACUAGGACAUUCAGAGUUGAGUCCUUUCUAGAGUGCAAUUACACUUGAAUUGAUGGGAGCAUCAGACCGGGUCGGAUGAAUGAAACGAGACCUUAUCAGUCAAAAAAAUCAAGAAAAUAUCUGGAAAAAAAAGCCAGGUUUAUUGAGAACUGCUUCAUUGUACCUGUUCUAAAGGUUUUUUUUUUUUUAAGAAAAACACUUCUUAACCUCUUAACAUCUCUGAAAAUUAGAGCUUGCGCUCUUGAUACUGGUUCCUAAACUUACACGAAGAAACCCAAAUCUUUCUAUCACUAUCUGCCUGAACUGUGCUUUUCCACAGUAAGUGCCAUUAAUAUAAAACAGGGAUCGUUGUAAUUCUUAGGAUUUCAAGAACUUAGCUGGGGAUGUUGGAAGUGGGAAUGGAACGAGAAAGCAGCAGCACUAACAGUUAGCUUCUCUUCAGCACUUUGAAGAUUGCCAUUUUGAGAAGAGAGCGUGGCUUACUUGCACACCACACCAACACAGAGAGAAAGAUACGGGGGGGAAAAACAGCCAGGAAAUUGUAGCAAAUUCAGACCUAUAACGAGCUUAAAUCAGAGUUUUCACCCCAGGUCUGCUCGCUUUACUGGGGUUUUGUAUUUCCUAUGAACUGAAUGCACCCCACAAGGUUUUUAAUCUUCUAAAAUGGUUCUCACCUAAUUUUUGAAUUCUGUAUUACGUGAUUGUACUUUUCUAAGACUUUACACAAAACACACCGGUCAGUUUCCAACAAGAGGAGGUUUAGAAUCGAAGGCUUAAAAACGAUGCUCUUUUGAGUCUCUUAACCAUUACCGCGUAGUAAAACCCGCAAUGCCUUACAGCCAGGACCGCGUCCUGAUAUUAAUUUACCUCUGAGCCAAUGGGUGCCCUUGAGACACAGAUUGUAACACUUGGAGAACUUACGGUGCGUAGACAAGUACAUUUUUGGAACUUUCAAUCGGAGCGAAGGAACUCCCGAUGUCUUCAUUCGCUGUGGGUCAGUCUAGGGCAGCUGUGUGUGUUCAAAAUAGCCAUGGGAUGCCCCGCAGCUCCUUUUCAGUUUCGUGAAAACGGGCAGUCUUGGAAGCGGACGUAGUAAAACGUUUUGUCACAAAGCAUGGCCAGGGAUCCGGAGAUCAUGGCAGGAUCUUUUUGGAGUACGUGCGUGUGUGUUUGAAUCAGAAAUGCUAAACGUCUAGCACAGAGGUGUCAAACUUGAUUUCAUUGAGGGCCGCAUCAGGGUUGUGUUUGACUUUGGGGGUGGGGUGAAGGAGUGGCCCGCUUGACGUCACUUGUGUCGGGGGCACCGUGGAGGCCCGAGCACUCUGCCAGCAAAAACGGGUUCCCAAGCUGUAUUUUUGACUGAAACCGCCCCCUGUGACCCUCUGCCAGCAAAAACGUAGAUCGGGAGAGCCACACGCAGCGCUCCUGAGCUCCUUUUUUGCUGGCAGAGGCACGGUGGGCUGGUCCUUUGCUGCUUCCAGGGAAGCCCCGUGGGCCAGAUCUAAUCACCCCGCGGGCCGGAUCCGGCCCCCAAGCCUUGAGUUUGACACCCCUGGUUUAGAUCCAUUCUUAAAAAGUGAAAAGUUUCAGUCACCAUUUCUCUCAUGAAACGAAUGAAGGUCGACAUCUCAGGAUCCUUGCAGAGACAUUCACACAUAUAUGAAUUUGAACUGUAGAAGCUACAUGACCUUAACUAUAGCUGUGUCUGAGUACUAUUUACAUAAUUUGAAUAUCAUUGUGGAAAGGGGGGAGAAGAGAUUUCCAAAGGGGAAGCAUUGAAUGAAUUUCC